Messenger RNA from Suillus subaureus, 1491 nucleotides. RefSeq names its product CyP450 monooxygenase. Gene Ontology annotation, molecular function: iron ion binding; heme binding; oxidoreductase activity, acting on paired donors, with incorporation or reduction of molecular oxygen. The record is from RefSeq and is a predicted model, not a curated record. NCBI's taxonomy places the organism in Eukaryota, Fungi, Basidiomycota, Agaricomycetes, Boletales, Suillaceae. Bases 1 to 1491 code for a protein of 496 amino acids. The transcript has 13 exons.
AUGCCAUUUCAACUGUAUUGGGAGAGUACAAAUAAGCUCCUCUUCCCGAAUGCGACAGUCGGUUCUCUGAUUCAGCACCACAUCCAGCACACAGCGAAGUCAGCUGGGCUGCCCCUUCCGCCGGGACCUCGAUCACUGCCAUUCAUUGGGAAUAUUGGUGACAUUGACGUAGUGCAUCCAUGGCGUACAUAUAGUGAAUGGAAGGACAAAUACGGUCCCAUUGUAUCAUGUCGUCUGAUCGGCCAGACCGUCGUCAUAAUCAACUCUGAGAAAAUUGCACGCCAACUCCUUGAUCAGCGCUCAGCGAUAUACUCUGACCGUCCUGCGGGUCCUUUUCUUCCGUAUGGAGAUACACUCCGGCUUCAUCGACGAUUGUUUCACCAAGCACUGCGAGCUGACGCAGCAGAUUCUUAUCGAGAUCUCUAUUUGGACAAGGCUCGCCAAUUGUUAUCUAACCUUCUUAACUCUCCUGAGGCGUUCGAGAAGCACCUUUUCCUAUACACAGCUUCGAUUAUCAUGUCGGUAACGUACGGACACGAUAAAGUCUCUUGGGAUGCUCCCCCAAUUAAAUCUGUCGCCGAACUUGUGGAACUAAUAAAUGUUGGCCUUGUACCUGAAAGGAGUGCAAUACUCACGGCAUUUCCUAUACUUACGCGACUACCUGCCUGGUUUCCGGGUGCAUCAUUCCAGCGUAUUGCCCAGCGUACACGGAAGCUCGCACUUGAGUCCAUGAAUGAACCAUUUGAAUACGUAAAAAGGAACAUGGCCGCCGGAAAUGCACCGAAGUCAUUGGUGUCGGAUCUUUUGACUGAAAUGGACGAGGGGAAGGAGGCUUUUCCAGAACAGGCAGUGAAACAAAUUGCCUUGACUGUCUUUGUUGGUUACUCUUCUACGUUGUCCUCUUUCAUACUAGCGAUGGUUUUGCACCCUGAGGCUCAGCGGCUCGCUCAACAAGAAAUUGAUUCUGUCGUUGGCGUCGAUAGGCUACCGGAUUUUUACGACCGACCAUCUUUGAAGUACGUGGAGGCAGUUUUUCGGGAAGCUAUUCGUUGGCACGUCGUUGCACCACUUGGUAUUCCUCAUGCAACAUCAAGUGAUGACGUCUUCGGGGGCUAUUUCAUUCCAAAAGGCUCUCUUAUUCUGCCUAAUAUAUGGUACGUAGAAGGACACGAUGAUCCUGAUAUUUUCAAACCAGAGAGGCAUUUUGCAAGUGACGGGACACUUUUGCCAGACACGAUAGCGGCUAAACCUAUGUGGGGUUUUGGAAGGAGAGGGUGCCCAGGGCGUUUCAUUGCCGAAGCUGCGACAUGGAGUGCGGUGGUGCAUCUCCUUGCAGCGUUCCGGAUAACAAAGGCAAAAGAUGAAACAGGGAAAGAAAUUGAAGUGAAGGAAGAGUUCACAUCUGGAGUGGUCUGCCGACCUGUGCCGUUUCAAUGUUCUUUUGUCCUCCGAUCAACGGCAAGGGAGAAGGCAAUCCGCUUGGGCGAUUGA